Molecule: messenger RNA, 13942 nt
Organism: Motacilla alba alba
Lineage: Eukaryota; Metazoa; Chordata; Aves; Passeriformes; Motacillidae
Gene: CENPF
Product: centromere protein F
Exons: 20
Coding region: 4391-13240 (2949 amino acids)
Biological process (GO): mitotic cell cycle; metaphase chromosome alignment; regulation of G2/M transition of mitotic cell cycle
Cellular component (GO): chromosome, centromeric region; nucleus; spindle pole
Molecular function (GO): transcription factor binding; microtubule binding; dynein complex binding
Source: RefSeq, a predicted model, not a curated record
CUAUGCCAACCCAGGCCACAGCAGAGCACAUCUCAAGAAGUUAAAAUAUCAAACUUGAAUGUGUUUAGGACUUAAAGUCUAAGACAUGCUUUCCAUGAAACCUGAGCAUAUACAAAAAAAAAAUUAAUCUUUCAAUUCUCCCUGCACAAAUAUGUAAUUAAAAUCAGCAUCAUUCACAGUAAAAUAUAGAAACUAAAUUACUACAGUGUGUCUAAUCAUCAGCCCAAUACCCUUCUUCUAAGAGCAGCUUACCCUGUAAGAAAACAUACAAAAUAUCACAAUAGGCACACAUAGCAUCAUCUGUCCUAAGAGAAAUUUCUCAGUCCCUGUCAGAUAGGGCUGAUUUAUAUCCUAGAGCAGUCCAGUUAAAAUCCCUUCAUUGUAGCUCUGACUGUUCUUCCUGUCCCUAGGAACACCUAUCUUGUUCAUCCUAACAGGCUUUGGUUUAUAUGGUCUCCUUUGGUGGUAUAUACACCGGUGUAAUGGUAUGGUGAUUUAGAAGUAUUAUACACUUUGUCUUUCAAAGUACUCCCUAUAACAAGGAAUUGUAUCAAAGAGUAAUGGUCAAGCACUAUUUUGCACAUACACAUUCUACCUCCUGUAACUGACCCCCUUGAAACAGUCCUACUUUAAUAUUUUCUGUUCAAUGUCAUAAAUAUUUUUCAAUCACUCUCCUGUGAUAGGAGACCACAAACUGAUUAUUCCAGGUGAAUUUGAGCACCAGUUUAAUAACAUCCUUUGUGUCAUUAACACAAUACUGCAAAACAACUGCAGCAUUUUUCUUCUGCCCAACACUAAGCAUUAGAAAGUGCACAAUUUCAAAUAAAACAUUGUUGAAAUCUUCCUCUCCACCUUAAUAAAUAUAGUUAAUUUACAAUCCAAUAACAUGAACAAGCAAUUUGAUUAUUCUAUCUUACAUGCAUAUUCUUGAAUAUAUCAACAUCAUCUGCUAUGCUUCCCUUUCACCCAGCUUUUUUGGAUUCCCUUUACAAUUUCUCAGUCUUCUUCAAUCUUGCCUAAUCCAAAUACUUUUGCAUCAUUAGCAAGUUUUGGCACACCAUCAUUCAUCUAAUUUAUUAGAUCACCAACAUGCAUGUUCACCACCCUCUUUUCAGAGGUGUUUAUACAUCACAUAAUGUAAUUUUAGGUUUACAUUGUUACUGACAAAAUAAAAAAGUAUUCUUAGUCAUAAGGACAGGCAGACUGAGUGAGAAUUAGAAAAAAGAGUUGCAGUUUCCAGAAGACGUGCUUGGUGUUGAGCAAAGAUCGGUACCUAAACUCUUCAAAUGAGCAGAAAAUAGGACUGUCACAAUGGCUACAGGCCAUCAGAGGGGUCAACAUUCUCUUCUUCCCAAGCCAGCAUGCAUCCAUUAUGUCCUAUACCAAACAUCCUCCAGAAAAGUUCUUUGGUCAGAAAACCUUCUUAAUGUUAGCUAAAUUUACAGUCUCUUAGGUAUUCACAUAUAGCUGACAAUAACAUGUUCAACUGCUUAUUAGGACAGCCAUGAUAAGGUAGGAAAUACAUUUUAGAACAAAUAUGCACUUCUUUUUACAUAUUUUGUGCUGCACCAUAAUCUUGUGUCCUUAAUUCCUUUUACAUUCUUGAUUUCUCCUCAUUCCUGCUGACAGCCCAAAGGAAAGGGGAAGAGUCAUGGACUGCAGUUGCUGCUCCUGGGGCUACCUCCACAUUAGUGAGGAGCCCUGUUCCUUCAGAUGGUGUGACAUGUCUCCUCACCGAUCAACUCUUCAGCUCCACGUGCACAGCAAACCAAAAGGCCUUAAGGAGAACAAGGGCACCCCAUGGGACAGGCUACACUUGCUCUGGACAUGGACUGAAUCCAGCACUACCAGAGGCAGCUGCACAAGCCCACUGAGUUUUAAGGUCCCCUUCAUCAGGCACAGGAGGAUAGGGGUUAGACAGUGAAACCAAAAUCAUAUUUUUUACCACAAACAUGGACUUCAGCUCUGAUCUACCUCCAUUCUUUUAGGAACCACUCUUUAAUUCUUGGUUUUUAAUAUAUAUUUUUAACAAUUUCAUAGGUGGAGGCAGCAGCUUUCAUGAAGUCUCUGAAUAGAAAACCAGUAGAUUUUAAAAAAGGAACCUGACUUUUUCACAUAAAACUUGAGAAUCUUGUGCACAAUCUUGUACUGUAGUCCCUCCUCACAGGAGGAAAAUCUACAUGGUACUGCUUUAUUUUCAAAGAUCAGGAUCUGUUCCAAUGGAACUCCACAAAGCAUAAUAGGCGAAGGUAUGCUGUACUUCACAGUGGACUUAGACAUAAAAAAAAAAUUCUAUGGCAUCUGCUCAGCAUGGAAAUUAGGCCUUUACUGAAUUCUUCUUACAACUGAGCUGAAUACACAUGCACAAAUAUACUGCAUACUAAGUAUUAUAGCCUAGCUUCUGCAAGGACUUGUACAGAUGUUUAUUAUUACAUAUAUAAAAGAAAUCCCAUGGUUUCAAAGGCAUUUGAAAGGCAAGGUAAAUUGAAAUACACAGGUGGGUCUUUGCAGGACUAGGACGUAUAUGCUGCUGAGCAACACUGCCUGCUGAAAACUUUAUACCUGUUGAACACUACCAGCAGUUUACAUGUUUCCUCCUCUGCUGACAAACCCUUGCAACAGAGGAUUCGCUUCCAGCUGAGGAGAUGGACUUCAAGUACACUUUUCAUACUGCAUAUACCUAUGCUAAAUGUAAAUCCAUAUUAAAAUGAGCUACUUAAGUAACAAUUAAUCAAACACAGCCUCGCUGCAUAUGAUGAGAAACAGAAUGAAGAGGAGCAGAUUGGCUCAAAUAAACAUAGAAAAAGGAAACCAUAGAGUUAUCAGAACUAUGCACACAACUCUAUUUGUGUGUAUAUAUGUAAAAUACUUUCUCCAUGAUUGGAGGAGCCAAAGCAAUUGGCAACUGGCCAAAGCAAUUUGCUAAGUGCACAAGAGCAGAUGCAUUUCAUAGAAGGCCAUUCCAUACCUAAGUUACAAUAACUGACUCAUGGGCUUCUGCUGGACAAGAAUGACCAGGAGAAAAAUCAGUCAUUAGUACUAACACUGGUUGCUAAUUAACCCUCAUGAACAAUGCUGCACCAAAGCUACUUCUGCUACUAUUACAGGAAUACUUAAAAGGCACGUGUAAAACUCUAAAUAUAAUGUACAUACAAAAGCUCUUAUUGCUCAGUAUAGAGAUCAGCCCAGCAGCCCUCACUCUGGCCUUGGUAUGCACCACUGGAUUCCUUGAGGAUGCAUCAAGGCAGACAUACUUUACACUGCUUCUCACACACAAAUGCACGGGCAGAACUGAUGGCCCACAAGCUCUGCCACAGAUUUUAGGGACUAUCUUUUAGCUGAUGGGCUGUGCUUCAGCCCAUAAGUUUGCAAAGCUCCCAAGUUUUGUAUCAUGACCCGCGAGAUAUACACAAGUGCCCUCUGUCUGUAAGCAACUCUGGCACAGCCUUUUUAAGAUACCAGAAAGAGUUCAAGUAGUGCCAGUAACAGAACAGGUCCUAAAGCUUACUGGCAUUACUAUAAUGUCAACACAUGCUCUAUUUUAUACCGUGUAACAACUACUAGAUGUCAGCAACAAAACUCCCAGAGGCCAAGAGCAAAAGCUGUUUAAUCUGUAUUUUGUCACUCAUAUUUGAUGGGACAUUCUCAGCUGGAUAAUGAGAACACAGUCCCUGCUGGAACUGCCUCCUCUCACAUCUCUCCUCAAAAAGAGCUCUAUCCUCUCAUAAUAUGGAAGUUAGCAGGUGGUGACUUGUGAUUUUGGGGGGGCGGGGAUGGGGGGGAAGCCAUUUUAUAUGAAUAUUUUUCCAAAUUCUGAAGAGCUGCAGCAUGUAACAGUGGUUUUGGAGCAACCAAAUCCUGUACCAACUAUCUGCAUAGAGUUUAAAGAAAAAAGAACUGGCUUCUGGUAAAAGCAUUUCUUCUAUGGGUUCACGCUACAUGCCAAAAAAUCCCAGAAAACUUCUUGGGCAACAACAUAUCAAAUCUGAGCCUUUUACAGGUCACUGUUCCCACCUUGUUAAAGUCACAAACACCCAAAGAGUUGCUUAUAAUGGAAACAUAUGAUUAUUUCAUACGAAUCAGAGAGAUAAAAACAUACUCGAUAGGAAAGCUCCAGCACACAUCAUCUCCACAUACCACACAUACAUUAUGUAACGCUCGUCCCAAAUACACCCCAAUAAAGUGAGCUGGUUUGAGAUCUUAAAAAUUCAUCGACUUUACCACAUCAGAAACGAGAGCAGAUGCCACUCUUCUCUGCCUCGCUGCGAUCUUUGCUGCAGCACUCGGCAGAGUUACAGACUUGCCAAAGACGGCCAGUUUAGGCUUGAUCGUAACUAACAAAGAGCAAGGCAUAAUACUCUAUUCUAUGUGAAACAAGAAUCUGGCCAGUAUGAGCUGGGCUGUGGAGGAAUGGAAAGAGGGCCUCUCCCCCAGAGUCCUGCAGAAGAUCCAUGAGCUGGAAAGUCAAGUGGAUAAGCUUAAAAAGGAGCGUCAGCAAAGGCAAUACCAGCUAGAGACUUUGGAGGCAGCGUUGCAGAAACAGAAGCAGAAGGUUGAAAGUGAAAAAAAUGAAUCUGCAAUACUCAAAAGGGAAAACCAGAGCUUGAUGGAAUUGUGUGAUAAUCUUGAGAAAGCAAAGCAGAAGAUUUCACAUGAUCUUCAAGUAAAAGAAUCUCAGGUCAACAUUCAGUCAGGUCAGCUGAAUUCCUGCAAGAAGGAUAUUGAAAGGCUAGAACAAGAACUGAAAAGAUGCAAAUGUGAGCUUGAGAGAAGUCAGCAAACAUUGACUGCAGGAGAUGUAUCAUUCAGUGGCACUCCACAGAAAAGUUUUACUGCUCCUUUAACACCAGUUCAAAGUAAUAAUGAUGCUAAGUUUGAAGAACUAGAAGAAAAAUACAAGAAAAAAGUACAAGAAAAUAAAGAGCUAGAAUUGCAACUGAGAACCAUCCAGCUUAAGACACAGAAAAUAAAUCAGCCUCAUCCUCAAAGCUCUUUGAGUCACAGAGAGAUUGCUCGGCAUCAGGCUUCCUCAUCCGUGUUUUCAUGGCAACAGGAAAAGACACCUUCUAGAAACCCAGAAACACCUGCAAGGGGAAGUUCUGCGGCAUCCUCCUUUCCUUGGGAUAAAGAAACAAAUUCAAGUAUUCUAUCAGAGAAGAACGAGUUUGACAACAGCUUUGCUGAGAACUCGAAUUCCUCCCUCAUGAUCCAGCUAAGAGCACAGAACCAAGAACUAAAUUCCAUUAUUAAAGACCUAGAACAGCAAUUGCAAGCUCAAGAAAAACUGAAGAGGUCCCAUAUGAAUAAACAUCAAGAGACUGAACUGGAGCUGGACAGAUUGAAGUUGGAAUUAACUGAGAAGGAUAAAAUUCUGAACAAAACCAGAGAUAAACUGACUCAAACGAGUACGCAACUUGAUCAAGCUACCACGCAGGUCCAGAAGCUGGAGCAAAAGGUGAAGCGAUUGUCAGAAGAACUGAAUUGCCAGAGACAAAAUGCUGAGAGUGCUCGUCAGUCUUUGGAACAGAAAAUAAAGGCCAAGGAAAAAGAAUACCAACAGGAACUUGCUUGUCAGCAGCGUGCCUUGCAAACACUGGAUCAGCAGUGCAACCAGAUAAGAAGCAAACUGAACCAGGAGCUACAGCAAGCAAAAAAUGACUUCAAUGUUCUGCAGGCAGAAUUUGACAAAGUAAUGGCAGCAAAACAACGCUUGGAACGCGACACCGGUGAUCUCACCCAGAAGCUGUGCAGAGCAGAACAGAGUCUAUCAGCAGCCCAGGCUAAGGAAGCUGACCUGACAAGAAGCUUUCAGGAAGUGAAGCAGGAGAAAAAUCUUCUCAAUUGUCAACUUGAAAAGAAAUCGCGAGAGAUCCACCAGCUUGAAGAAGAACUAAAUAUGAUCAAGCAAUCUCUAAAGCAAAGCCAAAAUUUUACGGAAGAGAUGAAAAAUAAGAAUGCUGUUCUGGAAAUGGAGCUGAAGCUACUGGAAGAGAAAUUUAAAAGGCAAGAGAGCUCACUUUCACUGGAGAGCCUGAAAAUAGCUUUAGCUGACAUGGAAAAGCAACAAGAGUCUACCCGAGGUCUCCUUAAGGAAAAAGAUAAUUAUAUUAAAGAACAAGACUGUAAAAUAAGUAAGAUGGAGGGAGAAUCAGAAGCUUUGCAGAGACUUCUUGGAUUAAAGCAGAGAGAAUGUGAAGAAUUGCAAAAAGAGGCUACUGUUUUUUCUCAAUGGAAAAAUGAAACUGAUAAUCUUAUCAAUAAACUUAAGUCUGAAAAGGAAGGUAUGCUUGCUCAUAUUAAUGACUUGGAGUGUUCCCUUCAAAGUCAGCGAAGCAAAAAUGAUGAGCAUAGUGAGAAACUUAGAAUGAUGCAAACCGAAAGUGACAGGAAAUCCACAGAGAUUAGAGAACUUAAAGAUAUGCUGAAAUGUAAAAGUGCAGAAUUAGAAGAACAAAAGAAAGCUUUUGAUGAAUUUAAGCAGAAAGCAGAAUGUUCUGAUAAAAAGUACUGCAAAGAGAUGGAAAAUAUGUCCUGUAAAAUAUUCCAGCUCACCAACCAAGUUGCUGAAGUAGAAGAAAAGUUACAAUUGGCAACAAGUCAAGGACUGCAAAGGGAGCAGUGCUAUCAUGAUCUGCUUGGUGAAUAUGAAAAAAUCUGUUGUCUUGUAAAAGCAAAAGAUACUUCAGAAAUGACAGGAGAUGGAGAAGUUAAUUUACAAAGCAGACAGGAUAAGACUCCUUUAGAGAAUAUGCAAUUUGCAGCAACUAGCUCCAGCACUGGAGUGUUGGAUUCUGGAUGUGCAGGAGCUCUUCUAGAAGUGGGAAAAACUAAGGAUCUGGCCAAUUUAGAAGAGCAGAUCUCUUUUCUUGAGAGCUCUUUAGCAGCUCAAAAGCAGCUGAAUUCCAAUCAGCAGCAGCAGUAUGAAGACUUACUGCAAAUAAAGAGUGAAACAGAACAAAGGUUAUUUGCAGUAGAACAGACAUACACAAGCUUCAUGACAGAAACUGAGCAGCACAUCAGUAAUUUGCAAGCAGAUAUUUCAGCACGUCAGGAAUUAAUUGAAAAAACUUCAGGUAUUCUUGAGGAAAAGGACGUGCAGCUGCAAACUUUGAAUGAAAGAUUAGAAAAUCAAGAAGUUGAGCUUCAGGAUUUAAAGAUCAAUAAUAAAUUGCUUGAGGAUUCACUAAGACAGCUGAAGCUCAUGUCUGAAACAUGGGAAUCAGAGAAGAAGGACAUGUCUUCAAUGAUUUGCUCAUACAGUAAAAAAAUUGGUGAACUUACUGAAGAAAAUACAGCCCUUAGGGAUUUAAUCAGUGCUUUAAAGCAAGAAAAAAUAACUUUACUGGAGGCAAAUAAAAAUAUUUAUGAUAGUUUAAAGGAAAGAGAAGAAAUAAUUUCUGAAAUGUCUGGAAAACAUGAAGAGGAAAGACAGCGUAUUAAAUCAAGAACAGAAGAAAUCAAAACAGAGCUUGAAGUUUUGCAGGCAAAGUAUAAAUCAGUAGAAGAAGAAAAUGGAAAAAUUAUGAACAUUCUCAGAGAGCAGACAAUUGAAUUAGAUGAAAAAAAAGCAAAAUUAGAACAAAAGAAACAGGUACUUAGUGAGAACAAAGAUAUCUUACAUAAACUUAUAGCCUCAGAAGAAAUAAAAAAGGACUUGGUUCAUGAACUUCAGCAACUGCAGUCAGAAUUUUCCAACAUCCAACAUGUGCCUUCUGUGGAGCUUGACUGUUUAAGCCAGGAAAGGUUAAAUGUCAGGACAAGACAAAAUACAAUGCAAGAGCAAUGUGGCUUUGUAUUUCAAGAAAAGGAGCAAAUGGGGAAGGAACUACCAAUAAAAAAUGAACCUCUAAUGUGUGGUGUUAAUUGUGAACAGAGACUCUGUUCAGAACAGUUGAGAAAGUCCAUGGAAGAAAAGGAUAUUGAGCUGAAUAAAUAUCAGGUUAAACUUGAGCUUCUUCAAAUGGAUUUUGAGGAUAGAGAAAUCUCUCUAAAGAACUGCAGGUUAGAAGUGAUGCAGCUGGAGAUGGCUUUAAAAGGUAUGGAAGUAGAACUUGAGAAAAGUGUGAGAGAGAAAGAGAGACUGCAGCAAGAACUACUGUCUGUUAAAGACCUGAAAACUGCAGAUUCUUCUCUUACUGUGUUAGAGGAAGAUGGCCACUCACUGGAGUAUAAUUACAGUGACAUUUCCCAGGAUUGUGGCAAAAGAGGAAUAGAUAGAAGUCCUUCAUCAGUGUUGCUGGCAUCCUCUUUGCAGGUAACAAUAAACCAGCUGAGUGAGCUUGAGAAAAUGUGUGAGAGGUUGCAGAAUGAAAACACUGCAUUAGCCUCUGGAUUGAAAGAUGCUAAAACUAAUGGUACCACAGGUAUGAAUAAAGAGAAAGAGGAGACUGAUGAUAUAAUUAAUGCAGAUAGCAAUUUAAAAGCUGAGAAAGCUGUUCUUCCUGAUGAACUUAUGGAUCCAAGUGAUAACAGCAAUCUGAGAAUGUGUUCUGAUAAUAAGGAAGUGUUCUUCAGACUUAAAGAAUGCGGUUCUUCUGACUAUGAAGAUUUAAAAUUGUCCAGCAAAGAAGUUAAGGUACACUUUGCAGAAGUAAGAGAGAAGCUUUUGACUUUCCAGGAUGAACACUUAAAACUAUAUGAACAGCAAUGUAGUAUGAGCUCAAAGAUAUGUGAGCUGCAGUCUUGUAUUGAAAUGCUGAAAGCAGAAAAUUCUUUAUUGUCAACAAGUCAGAGCAGUGCUCAUGUAGAUUCUGUGCAAGUGUCACUGUCAUCCAGCCGAGAUGACAUGCUGCCUAGAUUAGAUGAAACUAAGGCCACGGAUUCUUCCUCAGACCUUUCUGUAAAUCCCUGUUUAUUAGAAGUAAGUGAGGUGGUUGAUUCUCAUAACAGUGGUUCAUGCAAAUGGACAGAGGAAAUGAAUCAGACAGACAGUUCUGUAGAAGUAAUUUCAGAGGAUGCAGCAGAAGUUUUGGUUGAAAAGUGCCAUAAUGAUCACAAUUUGGGUUCUGUUAGAGAGUUUGGGAGUAUUACUCCAAGAAAAUCUAACCUGGAAAGUAGAAUUGAAGAACUUCAGAUGCUCUGUCAGACAUAUGAGAGGGCCAUCAAGGUGCUUGAAGAUCAGUUUCAUGUUCAAGAGAAUAUGAAAAAUGAGGAAAUACAAGAGCUGAAAGAAGUUAUACUCUCUGAAAGGAAAGAAAUAGAUCAUCUUAAACAGCAAAAUCUAUCUGAGAAGGAAGAAUGGCAGCAGAAGCUGAAUCAUCUGACUAUGGAGAUGGAGUGCAAACUGGCAGCAGAAAGAAAACAAACUAAGAAUCUCUCUUUGGAGUUGGAAGCAGCAAGACUCCAACUACAGGUCCUUGAUUUAAGUUCUCAUUCACUGCUGUGCACAGAUAUUGAAAAUAACAUAGAACAAGAAAACAAUACUCCUUAUAAAUUAAGACUGCCUGUUGAAAACUCAGCUCUGAAAAACAAUAAUCUUGAAAUAAUCCCCAUUGAGAAAAUGGCUGCAGGAGAUGCCUCUGUGUGUCAAAAUGAAACUGAGACUGUGGAAGCAAGAUUAAUGGAGGAUUACACUGAGAAAAUUUCUGGAGAACAUGAGUGUAAAAAUAUAUCAGGAAAAAUAACCAGCCCCUCAGACCAUGCCAGUGCAUUGUCAUUUUCCAAUAGUAGGGUUUUGAGUGCUGGCUAUUUCUGUGAAAAUCAAAUAACCACUGAAAUGCUUCAGGAAGAGGCAAAACAACAGACUGCUGAAAAUUUGAAGCUGAUCUAUGAGAUAGAAAAAGAGCAAAGCCAUGUAGAUUUGAAAAUAAGAGUUGAGCAAUCAGACUCGGAAAUGAACUUGCAAGAGGCGCAAAUAAUUGCAAAUAGCUCAGCUUUUGCUGGACUGGAGGAAGCUGCUGUAGCUGUUAAGGAAGACAACUUUGGCAUCAUUGAAAAACACAAAUCUGUUUCUGUCAAUAAGCAGGAAUUAUCUCUUCAAGUAGUCUCAUCACAAAAAGAACCUGAGAACCUAAAGUCUGAGCUGGAGAUAUGUAAAGUUAGAUUGCCUAAUGCAGCAGACCUGUUUGAUGAUGUAGAAAUGACCAAGAGAGCUGGUCAGGAGCAAUUUCUUGCAGCUAAAAAUGGACGAGGGAGUUCAAAAUCUGAGCAAGUUAAUAUUGACAACCAUGCCUUGUUCAUAGAGCCUGACAUUGAAAUGCUUCAGGCAAAAUGUCAGCAAUUAGAAAGGGAGAGGGAAGUUAAUCUGAAAACUAUUUCUAGCUUUCAAGAGCACCUUGUUUUAGUCACAGCUGAGAGAAACUAUAUUGGCCAAGAACUGAGUAUUUUGUCUGAAAGCAAAAAAGAGCUAGAUCAGAAGUACCAAAAGCUACAAGAGAAAUUAAAACAAUUAGAGUUAACUAAAAUGGAUUCUACUGAAUUCAUUAGAAGGUUAGAGGAUGAAAUGAGGACACAAGCAAAUCUGCUUGAGGCUGCAAAAUCUGAUGCAAAUCAAAUAUCCAAUGAAAAAGACAGUCUUCUUCAGAAGCUGCAAAGUUUAGAAAAUGUUGCUGUAUCUUUCACUGUAGAAAAAGAAAAAUUACAAAAUGAAGCAGCAGAUUCAAAGAGAGAAAAAGAGCUGAUUGCAAGAGAGUUGGGAACGAUGCAGCAUAAAUUAGGUUCAUCAGAAAUGGAAAAUUCAAAGCUUUCCAAAUCUUUGGAAGGCUUGUUAAUGGAAAAAGGAGAACUUGCAGCAAGACUCAGCGCAGCACAGAAAGAAGCAGACCAAUUGCGAUGUGGAAUUGAGAAGCUGAAAGUAAAAAUUGAGUCUGAUGAGAAGAAAAAACGUCACAUUGCUGAAAAGCUGAGAGACAAUGAACGGAAAGCUGACUCUCUUCAGGAUAAAAUAGAGAGGCUUGAAAGGGAGUUGGAGAUGUCAGAGAAAAAUCUAGAAGAUACAGUUAUUGAGCUGGAGACUGCCAAAGCAGAGGCAGAAACAUUAGCAACAGAGAUGGAAGAGAUGACUGAAAAGCUGAAAUGUUCUAACUUGCAAAUUGAUGUCCUUGCCUCACAAAAAGAGUGUUUGGCUAAAGAUUUAAAAGAAAUGCAAGAAAGAUUCCUUGAACUAGAGUCUUCAAAAUUGACUACAGCAAAACAGCUGGAAGAAAAGGAGGGAGAAAAAAUACAAAUCAAAGAUGAGUUUGAAAAUACUGUGGCAUUGCUGAGAUCUGAGCUCAAAGAUAUGAGUGAGAAGUUAGAGUUUUCAUGCAAAGAGGAAGCAGAUGCUAGAGCAAAAGAGCAAGUCUUGAUUGAUCAGGUGGCUCAUCUUGAGCAAGAUAAAAUAAUGCUGUUACAGGAAUGUCAGGAAAUAAAGAAUGAAAAUAUCAAAUUGGAUCAAGCAAGGGAAGUACUUGUUCAAGAAUUGAUGGAUUGUAAACAAAAACUCGAUGAAAAGGUACAGGAAAAUGGUGCUCUUGAAAAGCAGGUGAAAGAAACAGAAGCACUAUCUUUGCAGCUGACUCACAUGCAGCAUGAACUUGAAUGCUGGCACCAGGAAAAAGAGAGGCUGCAGAACUUGAUUGCUGAGUUGAAGCUGAAGGAGCAACAUUUUUCUGAUGUUGAAACCUCUCUGGAUAUCCUGAAUGUUCUAAAAAUGUCUUAUAAGGACCUUGAGAAGAAACUGGAAUCUACACUUUGUGAAAAGAACACUCUAUGUAAAAAGGUAAAUGAACUGGCUGAAAGUCAAACUGAGCUACAAGUCAAGCUAAGUAAUACUGAACAGAAGAUUGCUGAAUUACAGGAAGAAAGAAAUAAGCUUGCUGAAGAAAUGCGAUGUGUUCAAGAACAUUCAGAAAAGAACAAAAUUCAGCUGCAUCUCACAACUUCAGAAAAAAAUGAACUGGCCAGGUGUUUGGAGAUGGUCCAGAAUCAACUACAAAAAAAAGAAAGUGAAAUUCAAAGAGAGAUAUCAGAAUACAAAGACAAACUACUUCAAGCAGAGAGAGAGCAUCAGGAUGCUCUGAUGGAAGCAAACCGAAAGAAUGAAGUAGAAAUUGAGGCCUGUCAUGAGAAGAUUAGUUCACUGGAGCACUUUAUCAGCUCGCAAGAACUGGAAAUUGAGCAUUUGAAGUCAAAUAAAGAACAGCUAAAUAAUUCCCUUAAAGAAGCUAAUCAAUCCUUAGGAGAACUCCUAAAAACUAAGGCUGAUAAUAGUAACAUUAUAAUUCAGCUGAAGAGGGAAAAUGAAUAUGCCCACAGUAAAGUGCAGAUGUGGAUGAAAUCCUGUAAGCAGCUGGAACAGGAAAAGGAAAUGUUGCAGAAACAACUAGCUGAACAUGAUGAGCUGCUAAAGAGGGAAAAUCUGACUAUGGUGAAGCAUAAUAAAGAAGAUGCUGAUGACAAUGCCAUUACAGAAGAAAUUAAGUUGAAAUUGGAAGAAUUGCAGGAAUCUACAGAAGUGAAGACCAGAGAAGCAAAUGAGAACUUGGAGAAAUACUGCUCUCUCAUUGUUAAAUAUCAUAAACUAGAGGAAGAAAAUGAGAUGCUAAAAACACAAGUCAGUUUGUUGAGUACUCAGCUGAAACAGCAAGCGAGUGAUGCUGUCAGCACUCCUUUGCUGAAUUCAAAGGAGUCAUUAACACAAAAGAGCAAACCCUCUGUCAAAGACAGAAGGUCAGAUGAAGAUACCACUAAGCUUUCAAGUAAAAGGCAGAGAUGUGAAGACAGCAGGAAAGACAAUGGAGAACCAAGAUCUCCUGCUCCAGUGACUUCAUUGAAAAAGAAAAGGAAGUGUGAUAUUGCUCAAAAUCUGCAUAGUCAGGACAACGCUGACUGUGAGCUGGAUGGGCUUCCAGAAAUAGUGCAAAAAGGGUUUGCUGACAUCCCCAGUGGCACGGUCAGCCCUUACAUAUUGCGUAGAACAACGCUGCACCUCAGAUCCAGUCCCCAUCUGGUUUCCUCCAGUGAGAAGAGACCUUUGCCUGCACAGGACUCACAGAAGUGCAGACCAGACCAUCUUAGUGAGCGCUGCUGUUUGACACCUGGUGGCAGCAAAACACAAAAGGAAAAUGAUGAGCAGCAGUCCCAAGCUUUUCCACCAAUGAAUUCUACAUCAAGGUCACCGCUUUGCCUGCAUCAACAAUCCCCAAAACCUCUUUCUGAUAAUACUAGGGAGAGUCAUACGAUGCACAAAGCAAAAAAUUCCCUAAAUGGACAAGGAUUAUCUGAGCAAGAAGAGCAAAAAGAAAAUUGUAAGGUGCAGUAAAUCUGACUUAGUCACUACUCAGAAUAACUGGUGAUCAAAACCAGUGUGUAAAAUAAAUAUCAGAACUAUAUGGAGGGCACCAUUUUCUCCAAUGAAUAAUGAUAUAUGGGUUCUGCAGAGCUUCUUUGUGAAUAUUUACUAAUACCAAUAGUCAUGCAAAUUUUUGAAAUAAUAGUGAACAGAUAUAAUUAAUCUUUUUAUAGAAUCACAGAAUCAAUUAGGUUGGAAAAGACCUUUGAGGUCAUUGAGUCUAACCUAUGGCCUAACAUCACUUUGUCAACCAGACCAUGGCACUGAGUGUCACAUCCAGUCUUUUCUUAAACACCUCCAGGAAUGGUGACUCCGCCACCUCCCUGGGCAGCCCCUCCCAAUGCCCAGUCACUCUUUCUGUGAAGAACUUCUUCCUAAUGGCCAGCCUACACCUCCCUGGUGCAGCUUGAGUCUGUGUCCCCUCUUGUCCUAUUGCUGGUUAACUGAGAGAAGAGACCAACCCCCACCUGGCUACAACCUCCUUUUAGAUGUAAUUGUAGAAUUUUCUGUAAAUACUUCUUUAUAAAGCUGUUAGAAAAUUAAAACAUAGAGAAAGUGGCCGUAUUUUGCCAUGUAGUUAAUUGUUGUCAUUUUUAUUGCGUGCCAAUGGUUGAUUUACAAAUGGAAAAUAAACUUACUUAAGUAUCUAAAAAUACUAGUUUCCAGGAAAAA